This is a messenger RNA of Dreissena polymorpha, 1551 nucleotides long. Its product is annotated as epithelial splicing regulatory protein 1-like. The transcript has 5 exons. Lineage: Eukaryota; Metazoa; Mollusca; Bivalvia; Myida; Dreissenidae. The record is from RefSeq and is a predicted model, not a curated record. Gene Ontology annotation, molecular function: RNA binding. Gene Ontology annotation, biological process: regulation of RNA splicing. Gene Ontology annotation, cellular component: nucleoplasm; ribonucleoprotein complex. Bases 1107 to 1457 code for a protein of 116 amino acids.
GCGGAACAAGCUUGUCGGGGCCAUAACUAUGUCGUUCAUUGUCAGAUUUUAAAAUCAUUUGGCACAUUUGUUCACCAUCAUUGGACGGUGUGUCGCACGAAAUAAUUACGUCGAUAUCUCCAAGGUCAAGGUCACACUUUGAGUUCAAAGGUCAAAAAUGGCCAUAAAUGAGCUUGUCCUGGCCAUAACUAUGUCAUUCAUUGUGAGAUUUUAAAAUCAUUUGGCACAUUUGUUCACCAUCAUGGGAUGGUGUAUCGCACGAAAGAAUCACGUCAAUAUCUCCAAUGUCAAGGUCACCACGACUAAAAAUAGUUGUUUUUUUAAAACAAACUUACAAAGGGGGUUAAUUUUGUUUGUUCAUUUCAAAAGUUCAGUUUGAGUUUUCUUCCUUUAUCACAUUUUUUUUUCACAAUGAAAACCUGGUUUUGUGACAAUUUUGUCCCUUGUUAUUGAAUAAUAUGUUUUUGUGUCAGCUCACUUGAGCUUAUAAUGGGAAUUUGAUGAAACCUUAUAUUGAUCAUCCUUACGUUGACAAAGUGCUUUUAUUGGAGAUCAAUCAUUUGUUGCACUGAUGCUCUUGUUUAACUUUUGACAUUUCAUAACAUCAUGAUUUUCAAUACACACUUUAAUAUAAUAUUAUUGUUUCAUGUAUAAACUUCCUCACCAUAAUACAAUUUAAAACAAAAAUUAUUUUCUGCUGAAAAUCCAUUUAUCAUGGGUUUAAUGUUUAAGCCUUCAGUUAAAAAAAGUGGAGGUAUAUUGCUUUGCUUCUGUCCAUCUGAUGGUUGAAUGGCCGGUUGGUUGGUUGAUUUUGUUUCUGCACUUGAUCUUGAGAACACUUACCUUGUGUGUGAUUUUGAAAAAUUAUAAAUUUGUCAGCUCUUUGUCUACCAGCAUAUAUGUGGUUUAUUUUAUACUAGUUAAUUGCUGGAUAUGUCAGCUGGAACUGUAUACAAUUAUUAUUAGAUUAACUUAGGUACUGCAGGGGGUGGAUGCAUUCCGGCUUGUAAUGUUUAUAUAUUGUGAACAUAACAAUUUGUUCAAUCCCAUGUUAUUUUAUUAUCCAUGAAAAUAUUUUCAUUGCUCACAGAUGUUUAUCCGUGGAGAUGAUAAGAGGUGGACCCGACAUGAGCAACACCUUGGAGCUCCAAUCUCCAAUUUUUGCUGAACAGGCCUCAAAGAGGCAUAAAGAAGCUAACAGCCCUCUGAAGACCUCAAGUCGUUUGAACAGCGUUCUGGAAAACAGCCCGCUGAGAUUCUCAAAGAACUCGACCGUUUUAGAAAUGAAGGACGGGCAGCCACAAUUUAGAAUAAAAGUGGCCCAACAGAAGUCUCCAGUUACAAAGGGACUGAAGUCCACUACCCCAGUUCAGAACCAACAGACGUCCCCUACCCCAGAGCUGAAGCAACAGAAAUCUUCUACAUCAGGGCUGGUAGUUGUUUAUGCUGGAAUCUAGGGAAAUAGAUACAAUAAAAUCAUGUUAAACAUACAACCAAGAUUGCAGUGGAGAUGAGGGGCUUACCGGGUAAAGCCACACAUAAAGAUAUUAG